AUGGAGCCUCACUGCCUAUCUCGGUGGUUCAGAGACCUCAAUUCCUUGGAAGAUGGAGAGAACGACGUUUUGUAUCGCAAGAUCUACGAUCGGAUAUCGCCCGAGUAUGUCAAUGAGACUUUGAACGCAGCUGGUUACAGUUCUUUCUUCAAGAAGUUCGAGGCUGGCGCCCACAAUGCUAUCCCGAUGUUUGUCAGGGGCGAGUGGCUCAACUUCACAGCGACCAACGACCCGGUAUUCUUCCUCCAUCACGCACAGGUUGAUCGACUAUGGUGGCUGUGGCAGAACCGCGACUUUGAUGGUCGAUCGAAAGAGUACUUCGGGCCUUCAGAGAACUUUCUAGAGAAGCAUCCUCAGAACUCGGAAUCUCAUUCCAUGGAUGUACUUCCAAUGGGUGGUCUUGUCAAAAAUGGAAAAGUCGCUGAUUACUUGAGCACGUUGGGCGGUCAUUUGUGUUACACGUACGACUAG
This is a messenger RNA of Colletotrichum aenigma, 471 nucleotides long. It is a transcript of the gene ustQ-7, whose product is annotated as Tyrosinase ustQ. Gene Ontology annotation, molecular function: oxidoreductase activity. The transcript has 2 exons. The record is from RefSeq and is a predicted model, not a curated record. NCBI's taxonomy places the organism in Eukaryota, Fungi, Ascomycota, Sordariomycetes, Glomerellales, Glomerellaceae. Bases 1 to 471 code for a protein of 156 amino acids.